Manduca sexta (tobacco hornworm) is the source of this 1482-nucleotide messenger RNA. RefSeq names its product bifunctional arginine demethylase and lysyl-hydroxylase PSR (gene PSR). The transcript has 3 exons. Gene Ontology annotation, biological process: phagocytosis. The record is from RefSeq and is a predicted model, not a curated record. Bases 116 to 1276 code for a protein of 386 amino acids. Gene Ontology annotation, molecular function: P-TEFb complex binding; histone H4R3 demethylase activity. Lineage: Eukaryota; Metazoa; Arthropoda; Insecta; Lepidoptera; Sphingidae. Gene Ontology annotation, cellular component: nucleus; cytoplasm.
UCAAGACGCGGAACGGAUGUCAUAUCUGUCAAAUUGUGUCAAGAACGCCGUUUAGCAAUUAACCAGAAAAUAAAAAUAUAAAACAGAUUUAAAUAAAAAUCCUUUUUAUAAUAAUAUGGACAGUGAAUACAAACUGUCUCACAAAGCUAAGAAACGUAUUAAAGAAGUUAAGAGAAAAGCUCGACCUGAAUUAGCAGACAAGUACCAAUGGACAGCUUUAAAAUACUACAACAACUUUGAUGAGUAUCUCAAGUGCAAUGAUAAUGUUGACAGAAUUAGUGAAACUGAGGUGUCCCCUGAAGAGUUUAUAGAGAAAUAUGAGAAGAUAUACAAACCAGUAGUUAUAACCAAUGUACAGACAAACUGGAAAGCUAAUUACAAAUGGACAUUAGAUAGACUUGCCAAAAAGUAUCGCAACCAAAAAUUCAAGUGCGGUGAGGAUAAUGAGGGCUAUAGUGUUAAGCUGAAAAUGAAGUAUUAUGUAGAGUAUAUGAGGACAACGACUGAUGAUAGUCCGCUGUAUAUUUUUGAUAGCAGUUUUGGCGAACAUCUAAGAAGGAAGAAAUUACUUGAAGAUUAUGAAGUCCCAACAUAUUUUAGGGAUGAUUUGUUCAAAUACUGUGGUGAGGAGAGACGCCCGCCGUACCGCUGGUUUGUGAUGGGCCCACAGCGCUCCGGCACUGGGAUUCAUAUAGACCCCUUGGGAACUAGUGCAUGGAACGCACUUGUGUUUGGUCAUAAAAGAUGGUGCUUAUUCCCAACUCAGACACCAAGAGAGCUCAUCAAAGUGACUGGUGCGAUGGGAGGCAAGCAAAGGGAUGAAGCUAUCACAUGGUUCAGAUUAAUUUAUCCAAAGACUCAGUUGGAUAGUUGGCCAAAGGAAUUCAAGCCAGUGGAGAUACUCCAGAAACCAGGUGAGACAGUGUUCGUGCCGGGCGGCUGGUGGCACGUGGUGCUCAACUUAGAUGAAACAGUCGCCGUGACACAAAACUUCUGCAGCCGCACCAACUUCCCUGUCGUAUGGCACAAGACUGUCCGUGGUCGACCGAAAUUAUCCAAGAAAUGGCUCAAAGCCUUAGAAACCAAAGAGCCGGACUUGUACCGCGUCGCUAGCAGCAUGGACUUGUCCCAGGGAACUGGCGUUGCGUCGGACAGUUCCUCGAACAGUAGUUCGUCGAGUAGCGACAGUGAUACCAGUUCCUCAGACAGUUCUGAAGAGGACAGCGGCCAGGAGAGCAUUACAGCGCACAAAAAGAAAAGAAGAAGGAAAGCAUAGACAGCUCGAGUGGACCAAACAGCCUUAAUACCUGCAUAGGAAAUUACGAGUACCAAGUUUUAAAAAUUAUGUAUUGAGUUGUGUAAAUCCGUUUUGUAUUACUAGGCAUAAAUGAUUUUAUUUCUACUCGUUGUUUUCUUAGUGACUAAUUACUUUGUUAACUGACUACUACACGGUUCUUUAUGAAUAAAGUAUUAAUCACAUGA